Molecule: messenger RNA, 4877 nt
Organism: Dama dama (fallow deer)
Lineage: Eukaryota; Metazoa; Chordata; Mammalia; Artiodactyla; Cervidae
Gene: C15H10orf105
Product: chromosome 15 C10orf105 homolog
Exons: 3
Coding region: 546-917 (123 amino acids)
Source: RefSeq, a predicted model, not a curated record
GGGUGGGGCAGGAGGGCUGCAGUUACGCAGCUCGAGGUCCAGGGUGCCAAGCCAACCUACGCUGACAUCGGUCACCCUGUGGCCUGAAGCUGGCCCCACUUAGGGCAUGCUCUGAAGUGGGUGGGUUACUUAUUCACAUGCUGAUUCAGUAUCUCAUCGUCAUGAAGGUGAGCGUGGCUGUGUGGGGCUGAUUCAGUGCACAUUUAGGUAACUGUCUGACCCUCAGUCAUCAGGGCCCUGGAAUCAUUCUAAACAGCCCCAUGGUUUGAAACGCCAAGGGAUCUGACCCCCUCGGCCACCUCCAUCAGGACAGACCUCACUCAAAGGGGCAGCCUCAGGGGAGGGCCCAGACUCUUCCAGACAAAGCCAGGUCUAACUGGAGAGUGAGGGGCGAGGGCCACUCUGCCUGGCUGGCUGAGGGACACAGGCAGAGCCCAGGGCAGGUGGGGGUCACAGAGACGACCAGUGCUCCCAGGACCUUCCUCGAACAGCUGAGAAGACCUCUCGCCCAGCUGGAGACUGCCAAGAGCUGGCUCUGAGGAGCCAUGGACACAGAGGGCCCCAGCCCCCUCGCCUUCCUCACAGCUCCAGCCACGCCGGGGAGGCUCUCAGAGGCCGUUGACCCCAUCCCCGUGCUCAUUGCCCUGGCCUGCGUCUUCCUUCUGCUGGCCACCUGUCUGCUCUUCAUGACCCUCUGCAAGCCCCGCGCACUGGACCCGAGCCGCCGCCGGGCCCGCGAGUGCAUGCCCCACCACCCGGGGAGCCCCAGCGAGCCGCAGCUCCGCCUCUGGAAGCGCCUGGGCUCGCUGCGCCGCUCCCUGCCCAGCUUCCGCCGCGGCCGGCCUGCCCCCCGGCGCCCCCUGCCGGGCAGAGAGGACAACCACGACUGCGACUGCACGGAAUCUACCAAGAUGUGACAGGGGUGUCCUCCUAUUCCAUCCACAGACCCUCUUGCCUCAGGCGGAACCAGGCACCUCCGGCUGCAAGAGGACAGUGGCCCAAACAACCUGGGCCACGUGCCCACACUGUCAGCGGUACCCUGUGGACUCAGGCCCGUGGCCUUUCCCAGGGAUCGUCCCCGGAAGAAUGCCUUCCUUCCUGCUGCCACUUCAGCUGCUGCCGGUUGGAAGGCUCCUGGACCAGGGACUGAGCACCUGCAACCAUCUGGACCCUUGGCCCAAAGCUUUCAAUGGUACAAACCUGGGGCCCCCAAGGCCCUUCUCUGACCACCAGGCACCAGCCAUCUCCAGGAAGCAACCCCCCUUCUUCCCAAGAGAAGCCCUGCCCACCCUCCAGGUGCCAAAGCCCAGCUCAGAUUCCAGUGCUAGUUGCUCAAUGGCCUAAGGUUCCCUGCAGCCAAGUGAAAUACUCAGCCAUGCUGGGUGCAAGGGAGUGUCCUGCCCUCUGUGCCAACUCAGUGCCUGAGGCAAAGGGGAACCCAGGGAAUCCCCUCCCCCGACUUCCUGGACCCUGCCUGCAUUUGCUUGUAAUCCAUGGGAGCGGUCAGCACCCCUGUGGUGGAUCAGAUGCUGGGUGCCUGCUAGGAGGAGGAGCAUUCUGGGGGCUCUCAACACACCUAGCCAAUCACAAUCUUGGCUGUCACCUUGGCACGUCCCCCCUCUCUCAAUGCACCUGAGCCAGGAUGGAUGAGGACGGGGCUGGGAAUGACUUAAGAAACUCCUUGCAGAGGCCGGGACCGGCGCUGUGUCAGAGUGGGAGGAGGCACUGUCAGCAGCUGGAGGUGACAUUAUCCGGGCUCUGAGAGCAUUGUAGAGGCUCCAUGCCUCACCCAGGGAGGGAGGCAGGCUUCCUCCAGCUGGGAGGGUCCAGGCCUCUCCAGGACAGCUGUGGAACUUCAGGCCUCGACCAUAUGAGGUGUGCUAUCAUAUUUUUGGUGAUCGCUUCAUUGAUUGGCUCCUGUCAAAACAAUCCCAACCCAGGCUGGGCUUCUCAGAUUCCCAGACCUUCAACCUCUCCUUGUAAGGCUGGGGCUAACCACUUUGGUUGGUCCCAAAUUUGGGGGGCUGGGCAGAGGGGUCUGAACUGCCCAGCUCCUGCCCCAGAGAGUCACCUGGCUAGAGUCACCUGUACCCCAUUAGGGACUGCUCCACAUAACCCUGCUACAAUCCACACAGCAGCCAGGAAUGUCUUCUCACAGGGUGAGCUCCGAUUCUGCCACUCCCCAGCUCCAGAAGCUACUGCUGGGUCAAGCCAGAGCUUCUUUGUCUGGUGCUCGGUGCCCACUGGGAGCUGACUGCAAAUGAUGCUUCUAGCCUCAUCCUGACCCAAGACUCCAGGCAAAUUGAAAUAUCUGUCCACCCUGGGCUACAGCUCACUCGGCGUGCAUGCCCUCCGUGAAGCCCUCUGUCUCCACCUGCAGCCUCCUCCUGCCUGAAAUCAAGGGAGGACAGGGACCACUUCCUUUGGGCAGUGUGGGUCACCCCUGUCAUGCCUGCUCCUUUCUACAAGCCUGGGAGGCUCCCAGAGAGCGAGACCAAGUCCAACCCCUCAUCUGCUUCACGGGCGACAGGCUCAGAGGUAUGGGGCCUGUGUUUACUGAGUGAAGGGUGGCCCUGUCUAGUCCUGGGCGCACCCCCUUCUUCCCUUGGAUGCCCCUGUAGAGAAGCUGUCUCUCCCAGCAGGCCCAUAGUGCAUUCCUUUCAGGUCAGUCUGACAUCUGAGAGCAAGCCCACUUUGGCCAGAAACUUACUUCCAGGGCCUUGAGAAAUCACCAGAGCCUGAUUUUCUCCCUGAGAAAUGGGGAGACUUGGGGACUGCCUUAUAUUACUCACAGGCUCUAGGAUCUCACUCUGAGUAGUCUAUAUAAAUAGAAACCAAGUCUUGGGGUUUAGAAAGCGAGGCAGGCCUCCUCCCACAGUGCAGUAACCUCUUCCUGGUUUUUCCCCUGUCACAUCUCCCUGAGACACCCCAGGCUGAAUUGUGCCUGGAGUUGGUCACCGUAUCACCCCGGGGCCAGCAUACUCUGCCUGGCAUGUGGUGUCACGGGGUGGGCAGUAAAGCUAUCCUUGACCUGAAGGACAAAAAGCUGGGGGUGGGGAGGAGAGGGCUCUCAAAGGUCUGCUGUACCACCCAGCUGUGUCCCCAGGUUGAUCCUUGGAGACCUUUGUGAGCUGGGGGUCGCAGGUGCUAAGUUUUAGGCUAGGGGAGAGUGGGGCUCCAUGGCUUGGUGUGGUGGGUUUCUUUAAGGCUCGAGGAGCUGAGGCUCAGAGGGAGAAAACCAUUUUCUGGAACCACCCCCAGACCCUGCCAACCCAUGGCUUCCUGGACUCUUGGCGCCUCUGGGAGUCAGCACCCUGCUCCCGGCUCCCCUUCUGCCCCACACCUGGCCCUGAUGCAGGGAGGUGGGCACACUGCCAACCUCCCACUCUUCUGCCCCUCCCAAGCCUGGGAGCCUGUCCCAGCGGGCAGGCCCAGAUUUGCUCUGUUUGGCUCAGCCUGCAACUUGGAAACCCCACAGCUGGUGAGGAGGGUAAUUCAUGCCCGGCCUCCCUCCCCACCCAGCAACUGAGGCCUCCAGGGAGGGCUCGGGAGGGCACCCAGCCUCCUUUUUCAGGUCCCUGCCUUCCUCCCCCAAGGCCCAAAGCUGUGGCUCCUGCUUCCCGGGCAAAAGAGCCCUUUCUUUUUGUGCCUGUUUAUUUCCCAAGAGGGGAGCUUCAGCCAAGAGCCCUGUGAAAGCAGCUCUGUUCUGGGCUGUGCUGGGCCCUGGCUCUCAACUCCUUUCUGGGAAAUGUGACGUCUCCAGCUCCCUCCUGCUCUGAAAGGGCCUCCUGGGCGCAGUGGUGGAUGGGGAGACGACUGUGGGGGAUGGAGGAAGAGAGGAGAGGAGGGCCAAGGCGUUCCUUCUGUUUUGGGCCCAUCCAUCCUGGGUUACAUAACCUGGGGGCUUAACCCUCCCCAGGAGGGAGGAGGAGCCUGGGUCCCUCUUUGGUUACAGCACUGGCUACUCGGGAGCAGCAGCUGGACUGGCCCCUGUUUCCAUCCUGCCACAAGGCCACUGAGCACAUGCUCUGAACUGAAUGUGGCCCUGCCUGUCCUGCGCCGCCGCCCCCCACACCCGCCAUCACCUGCCUGCACGAUGCUGUGGCCCUCACGGAUGUCCUCGGGGAUGCUGGCCUCGUAGCUGCUCUGCAGAAAGAUGGGCCGGUUGUCAUUCACAUCCAGGACGGUGACAAACACGGUAGCUGUGCCUGUGCGCCGCUUGCCCACGGGGCCAUUGUCUGUGGGGGUGCCGAGGAAAUGGUGUUAGCAGCUGCCUGAGGGGCACGCUCCCGGGUGCCAACCAGACUCUGUUCCCCCACCUCUGCAAGGGGGUGGCUCUUUUUCUCUAGGUUAGGAGCAACACUAACAGUAUCUAACAUGUCCCAAGAACUCAUUCAGUCCUCACAACAAGCCUGUCAAGCGGGUGCAUUAUCAGAGGAGGUGACUGAGGCAUGAAGUAGGUUGAAUGGUGGCCCCCGAAAGAUAUACCCAUGGCAAGUCCCUGGGAACCUGUACAUGUAACCUUGCAGGGAGAAAGGGUCUUUGAAGAUGUAAUUAAGGAUCCUGAGAGGAGGUAUCCUGGAUUAUCUGGGUGGGCCGUAAAUCCCAUGACAAGGGUCCUUACAAGAGACAGGCAUGAGGGUUGGGGGGAUGGCGCAGAUUUGACACAGAGAGGAGAAGGUCAUGUGAAGUUGGAGGUGGAGACCAGAGUCCUGCAGCCACCAGCCAAGGGACACUUGGAGCCACCAGAAACCGGAAGAGGUGGGGAAGGACCCUCCCCUAGAACCUUUGGAUGGAAUACAGUCCUGCUGACACCUUAAUUUUGAACUUCUGGCCCCCGGAGCCGUGAGAAAAUAAAUGUGUUCCUUAAGCCACCA